Molecule: messenger RNA, 1143 nt
Organism: Falco peregrinus (peregrine falcon)
Lineage: Eukaryota; Metazoa; Chordata; Aves; Falconiformes; Falconidae
Gene: PSMA7
Product: proteasome 20S subunit alpha 7
Exons: 7
Coding region: 149-895 (248 amino acids)
Biological process (GO): ubiquitin-dependent protein catabolic process
Cellular component (GO): nucleus; proteasome core complex; proteasome core complex, alpha-subunit complex
Source: RefSeq, a predicted model, not a curated record
CGCGGCCGCAGCGCGGGGGGCCGGCGCCAGGGGGCGCUGCGGGCGGGCCGCCCCGGCGGCGCGCGGCCGGAAGCGGCGCGCGGCGAUGAGUGUGCUGUUUUGAGGGAGGCGGCUGGUUCCGGCUCGCGGCGGCGCGCGGGGGGCAGCCAUGAGCUACGACCGGGCCAUCACCGUCUUCUCCCCCGACGGGCACCUCUUCCAGGUGGAGUACGCCCAGGAGGCGGUGAAGAAGGGCUCCACCGCGGUUGGAGUGAGAGGGAAGGAUAUUGUUGUUCUUGGUGUGGAAAAGAAGUCUGUGGCAAAACUUCAGGAUGAAAGAACUGUACGGAAGAUCUGCGCUCUCGAUGACAAUGUCUGCAUGGCUUUUGCAGGGCUGACGGCUGAUGCCAGAAUAGUUAUAAAUAGAGCUCGUGUGGAGUGUCAAAGCCACAGACUUACCGUGGAGGAUCCUGUCACCGUGGAGUACAUCACACGUUACAUUGCUAGUCUGAAACAGAGAUACACACAAAGCAACGGUCGCAGACCUUUCGGUAUCUCUGCUCUUAUCGUGGGAUUCGACUUCGAUGGAACCCCGCGGCUGUACCAGACAGAUCCCUCUGGUACAUACCAUGCUUGGAAGGCUAAUGCCAUUGGCAGAGGAGCCAAAUCAGUGCGUGAAUUCCUGGAGAAAAACUAUACUGAUGAAGCUAUUGAAACAGAUGAUCUAACUAUUAAACUUGUCAUCAAGGCUCUUCUUGAGGUUGUGCAAUCUGGUGGGAAGAACAUCGAGCUGGCAGUUAUGAGGCGAGAACAGCCGCUGAAGAUCCUAAACCCUGAAGAAAUUGAGAAGUAUGUUGCUGAAAUUGAAAAAGAAAAGGAAGAAAAUGAAAAGAAAAAACAGAAGAAGACAUCAUGAUGAAUGAAAUCCAACUGCUUUAGCUGCUUUCUUUUUAAUCCAAGUGAUGGGUUAUUCUGUAUAGACAUGAUGUAGGCAUUCCACUUACUCAUACUGUGUCCCUCGAGACCUACAAUAAACCUACUGAUUUUUUUUUUAAAGCUGUUAUUUUAAAAAAAAUCUGUUUCUUCCUUGGAUUUUAAUCACCUAGGUCCAUUUGGUUGGCUACAAAAUGGCAGUAGUGACCCAUUAAAGGACAAAAAACUUGG